This is a messenger RNA of Selaginella moellendorffii, 1111 nucleotides long. RefSeq lists its product as uncharacterized. The transcript is spliced from 11 exons. The record is from RefSeq and is a predicted model, not a curated record. Bases 24 to 1040 code for a protein of 338 amino acids. NCBI's taxonomy places the organism in Eukaryota, Viridiplantae, Streptophyta, Lycopodiopsida, Selaginellales, Selaginellaceae.
AUCGCAAGAUUAUUUGGAGGGCAAUGACAUUGUCAAUGGGGCCUUUGGAUCGAUCGCUUCUCUCGCGUCCCGUUUAUCAUCCUCGUCCAGCAGGAGCUCUCUCGCGCUGCCAAUGCCUCGGGGUUAAGGCGGCCUCCACACAGCACUCUCGGAGAUCGCCUAGGCCACAAAAUGUUCCAGGAAAUCUCUAUGUGGACCAUACUUGCAUCGACUGUGAUACUUGCCGAUGGAUGGCUCCAAGUGUUUUCAAGCGUGUCGACGAAUUAUCUGCGGUACACCAUCAACCCUCGUCCUCCGACGAAAGACUUGCUGCUUUGCAGGCCUUGUUAUCGUGCCCGACAGCAUCGAUUCACACCGAGAAGCCGCAAGCGGACAUAAAAAAGAUACAGGCCACCUUUCCACUCGCAAUCGACGAGCAAACAGCGCCAGGAGUGUAUCACUGUGGAUUUCACUCGGAGAAGUCAUUCGGUGCUGCCUCAUACUUUCUCACACGACCAGAAGGCAACAUUCUCAUUGACAGCCCAAGGUUCACGGAAGUUCUUGCGAAGAAACUGGAGCUCAUGGGAGGAGUUCGUUAUAUGUUUCUCACGCACAAGGAUGACAUUGCUGACCACAAGAAAUGGCAACAACGGUUUCAGUGCGAGCGCAUCCUCCAUUCCGACGACAUACAAGAACACACUCUAGACGUGGAGAUCAAGCUUCAGGGCACUGGACCAUGGGAUUUCAUUGGGUCGGAUGUGGAUCUCAUCCACACUCCAGGUCACACAGAGGGAUGUGUGUCCCUUCUUUGCAAACCAAAGCGAACAUUGUUCCCAGGAGAUCAUCUUUUCGCAGACGAGGGCGGCAAAGACGUCUUGAUCUCUCAUAAAUACUUGUUUUACUCUCUUGAGCGACAGGUUGAGAGUCUGCGGCUUCUCAUUCCUCUUGACUUCAUAUGGGUUUUGCCAGGUCAUGGGAGACGAAUCAAAUUUAAAAAUGUGGAAGACAAAAAUGCAGCCCUUGAGUCCCUUGUAGCUAAGGAGGAAAAACUUCUAGGCUAAUUAGUUUUGAAAGAUUUGUGUAAAUCUUUUAGUUUUAUAAUAGAAUAUAAAUGUAUAGCAAACCAUACUCA